Molecule: messenger RNA, 4121 nt
Organism: Sphaeramia orbicularis (orbiculate cardinalfish)
Lineage: Eukaryota; Metazoa; Chordata; Actinopteri; Kurtiformes; Apogonidae
Product: calpain-1 catalytic subunit-like
Exons: 21
Coding region: 949-3177 (742 amino acids)
Biological process (GO): proteolysis
Cellular component (GO): cytoplasm
Molecular function (GO): calcium-dependent cysteine-type endopeptidase activity; calcium ion binding
Source: RefSeq, a predicted model, not a curated record
GUGCGUGUAUGUGUUUGUGCGUGUGUAUAGAUGUGCUGUUGUGCGGCAGACUGCAGGCCAGUGCGCAUAAACCCAGGCUUGUGAACAGGUGCCAUCAACACUGGGAGCCUCUCUCUAUCACAUGCCUGACAUACUGGGCUUUUUGAUAGUUGCAGGAAAUAUGUGAAGCGCUAUUUAUUCUGUGUGCUUUGAGAGUAGGGCAGACGCUAUUAUUGGUGCAGGGUUUGGACUGAGAGGUGAUUGUUUAAGUGCAUUGUUGGUGUUAAAGUCCCACUGGUGACAUCAUUACCACAGGACUGCAUGGAUCAGCUUUUCUCUGCUCAUCGAUGAAAAAAACAGAUAUCCAGCAGCAGCAGCAGGUUCUCUGUAGCUGUUUGACGGACCAGAGGGACAUUCCUGCAGACUCUACUGGCAUGUGGGGCCUCAGAGGAAGGGGGGCAGGCCCUAUAAACAACGUCCUUGUCUAUAUAAUUGUUUCCACCUAAAACAUAGUCUGUUUUGCACUGUAACAUGGAUCCAAGUUUCCUACUGUGAGUUAAGUGAACUCAGCUCAUUAGGAUUCCUGUUGCAUAGAGCAGAGCAGGAUUACAGAUCAUCCCAUGGCCCAGUUUCCCAGAUUUCAGAAAGGGACACAAGUUGUAACAAAUAGAGCCAACCUUUGUUCUCUGUUGGUUUAUUUAUUUAUUUAUUUUUACUCCUUUUGCCCUCAGUUCUCUCCAGUUCAGAAAAGAGACUGCAAGUAAAAGAGAAAAAGGAUCUGCAUUGAGCUAAUAACACAAAGGCCUUACAGUACACAGCUGCACAGGCUUCGCUUCUGCAACUUAACACUAUAACACUAAAUAACACUAUAUAUCCUAAAAAAUAAAUGUAUCUUUACCAGCGGCAACAUCAGUGGAUGACCUUAAAUCUUUUUUGUCUUCUCCUCUCAGCCUGCCUGCACAGCUCAGUAUGUAUCCAACUGGAGGGAUAUCUGCAAGCAUAUAUGCCAACAGGCUGAGGGCAGAAGGCAUGGGGUCCAACGAACAGGCUGUGCAUUUUGCCAACCAGGAUUAUGAGGCGCUGAAGCAACAGUGUUUGGAGUCGGGAUGCCUGUUUGAGGACCCAUGUUUCCCAGCUGAGCCUCCAUCUUUAGGCUUUAAAGAACUCGCCCCUUACUCCUCCAAAACCCGAGAUGUGGAAUGGAUGAGGCCCACGGAAUUGGCAGAUGAUCCUCAGUUCAUCGUGGGCGGUGCCACCAGAACAGACAUUUGUCAGGGAGCACUGGGGGACUGCUGGCUGUUAGCGGCCAUUGCUUCGCUCACCCUGAAUGAGAAGCUUCUUCAUCGGGUUGUUCCACACGGUCAGUCCUUCCAGGAUGACUAUGCAGGCAUCUUUCAUUUUCAGUUCUGGCAGUUCGGUGAGUGGGUAGACAUUGUGAUAGAUGACAGAUUGCCUGUCAAGGAUGGGGAGCUCAUGUUUGUCCACUCUGCUGAGGGCAAUGAAUUCUGGAGUGCGCUGCUGGAGAAGGCUUAUGCUAAGCUGAAUGGCUCCUAUGAGGCUCUGUCUGGAGGGAGCACCACUGAAGGGUUUGAAGACUUUACAGGUGGUGUUUCUGAGAUGUAUGAACUCCGCAGGGCUCCUAAAGAUCUGUACAGGAUCAUCGGCAAAGCUCUGGACAGGGGCUCUCUCCUGGGUUGUUCGAUCGAUGUAAGUGCUGAACACAGUGGCACAAAACCAAGACAUGUAGAUCAACGUUGCAUUAAUUAUAUAAAGAGCAUUUCAAUUUAUUUCUGUGUAAGACUGCUUAUAUUUACUGUACAGAUUACCAGUGCCUUUGACAUGGAGGCUGUUACGUUCAAGAAGCUUGUGAAGGGCCACGCCUACUCAGUCACAGGAUUAAAAGAGGUAGAUUUUCAAGGCCAAAUGGAACGUCUGAUCAGAGUACGUAACCCAUGGGGCCAGGUGGAGUGGACUGGUGCCUGGAGUGACAAUUCCCCUGAAUGGGAUGAGAUUGACCCUUCUGAGAGAGAAGAUCUGCAUCUGAAAAUGGAGGAUGGGGAGUUCUGGAUGUCCUUCAAUGAAUUCAAGAGACAGUUUUCCCGAAUAGAAAUCUGUAACUUGACUCCAGACGCUCUGAGUGAGGACAGUCUCAGCCACUGGAACACAAUGAAGUUCUACGGCACAUGGAGAAGAGGCAGCACCGCUGGAGGCUGCAGGAACCAUCCUAACACAUUCUGGAUCAACCCUCAGUAUAAGAUCACAUUGCUUGAGGAGGAUGAUGACCCUGAGGAUGAUGAGGUGGCUUGCAGUUUCUUGGUGGCUCUCAUGCAGAAGGACCGCCGCAGAUACCGACGCCAGGGUCAGGACAUGCACACUAUUGGAUUUGCUCUAUAUGAGAUUCCAGAGGAGUAUAGAGGCUGCCAGAAUGUACACUUGAAGAAAAACUUCUUUUUGAGUCAUUCAUCAUGUGCUCGAUCUGAAACCUUCAUUAACCUGCGGGAGGUGAGCACACGGCUUCGCCUUCCCCCUGGAGAAUACCUCGUUGUCCCUUCCACUUUUGAACCUGGAAAAGAGGCUGACUUUGUCCUCCGAGUCUUCACUGAAAAGCAGUCAGAAACAGAAGAACUGGAUGAUGAAGUGUGUGCAGAUUUAGAGGAUGAGGAAGAAAUAACUGAAGAUGACAUCGAUGACUCCUUCAAGUCCAUGUUUGCUCAGCUAGCAGGAGAGGAUAUGGAGAUUUCUAUUCGUGAGCUUAAGACCAUUCUGAACAGAGUCAUCUCCCGCCACAAAGAUCUGAAGACAGAUGGCUUCAGUAUGGAAUCAUGUCGGACCAUGGUCAACCUUAUGGAUAAAGAUGGCAGUGCCCGUUUAGGGUUGGUGGAGUUCCAGAUCCUCUGGAACAAGAUCCGAAAGUGGCUGGUCAUUUUUAGAGAGUUUGACCUUGACAAAUCAGGGGCCAUGAGCUCAUAUGAGAUGCGUCUUGCUGUGGAGGCUGCAGGUUUUAAACUGAAUAACAGACUGAACCAGGUUCUGGUCGCCCGUUAUGCUGACAAUGAGAUGAUUGACUUUGACAACUUCAUCUGCUGCUUGGUCAAGCUUGAAACCAUGUUCAGGUCUUUCCAGCAGCUUGACAGAGAUGGGUCUGGAACAGCUGAGAUGACUCUUACAGAGUGGCUUUACCUGACCAUGUGUGGCUGAGUGGGACAUUCUCUACCAGAGGAAGUAUCCAGUAAAAAGGUGCAGUGCCAUGCAGACCGUCAUGAGCCUGGAGCCCUCAAGAUCCCCAGCCUUAGUGACCUGCUGACCUUUUAACACAUCCCACCUCAGUGAACACAUAGUAGUAAAAGAGCUGUAAAAUGGUCAACCAAAGUCCAACUAACCCAAGUGUCUCCCACUUGAAUGCCAAAAUCUAUGCAAACCCACCCUGCGGCGCAAUCACCAUACUGCUAUCACAGCAUGAUUAAGUGCAUGACAGAAAGAUCAUUAGGGGUACUGAGCAUUGUAGCGUGAGAUAUCAUAACAUAUAGUUUUGCUUUUUGUACGAAUGUCAACUGAUAUACUAAUGUUUAACAAAGUGCUCUCCUUAAAUUGAAACUUCAUUAAAUUCUAUUUUGUUGAAACAGGAACAAAAAAGAAAAUGAACAAUCUGAGGGAUCUGUUGCCACUAUGUUUAUCAAAUGUCUUACAGUAUCUCCCCAUUCAUGCUGUAUGUUUGAUACUUUUUGAUUUUAUAACGGAAGUAUUCUUAUUAGGAAAUUAUUUUUUAAGUUGGUAGUUUUAUUAUUGCACCUGCAGAUGGCAGCAUAGGCAUGAUGUCUAUAAAAAUGGGUUUUUUUUGACUCAAAGGUUUAACCUGUUUAUAUAUAACAUAUUUGUUUCCUUAGCUGAUUGGUUUUUUUUUUAUUAUUAUUAUUUUGCACUGGGAUUAAAGUUUAAUAUAAUUUUGGUAGACAUCAGUAAAGAAUAUUCUAUCACUGGUCACAUAGUGACAUUUGCAGGGAUCACCUGGUACUGAACGCCUUAUACAUGACACCAUGUUUAAACAGUUAUUACUUAUCACUGCUAUUAAAAUUGUGCCAGUCAUGUGUUUUGUGUCGUGAAUGUAUGUUGUGCCUUAAAUAAAUAUUUCCCCCUACAUUCAU